Colletotrichum graminicola M1.001 is the source of this 522-nucleotide messenger RNA. Its product is annotated as ATP synthase subunit D. The record is from RefSeq and is a predicted model, not a curated record. Gene Ontology annotation, molecular function: proton transmembrane transporter activity. Gene Ontology annotation, biological process: proton motive force-driven ATP synthesis. The transcript has 4 exons. Lineage: Eukaryota; Fungi; Ascomycota; Sordariomycetes; Glomerellales; Glomerellaceae. The coding region runs from base 1 to 522 and encodes 173 amino acids.
AUGGCCGCACGAAGCGCAGCUCUCAAGCUCGACUGGGCCAAGGUCACCACCUCGCUCGGCCUGCGCGGCCAGACCGCCGCCUCUCUUCAGGCCUUCAAGCAGCGCAACGAGUCCGCCCGCCGCCGCGUCCAGCAGCUCUCGGAGCUCCCCACCACUGUUGACUUCGCCGCCUACCGCUCCGUCCUCAAGAACCAGGCCGUCGUCGACGAGAUCGAGAAGCGCUUCACCGCCUUCAAGCCCGCCACCUACGACGUCAACCGCCAGAUCAAGGCCAUCGAGGCCUUUGAGGUCGAGGCUGUCAAGAACGCCGAGGCUACCAAGCAGAAGGUCGACCUCGAGCUCAAGGACCUCGAGAAGACCCUGACCAACAUCGAGUCCGCUCGCCCCUUCGAGGACCUCACUGUCGACGACGUUGCCGCCGCCGAGCCCUCGAUCGACGAGAAGACCUCCCAGCUUGUCUCCAAGGGCCGCUGGUCCGUUCCGGGAUACAAGGAGAAGUUCGGCGACCUCUCGGUGCUAUAG